Messenger RNA from Blastocystis hominis, 712 nucleotides. RefSeq lists its product as hypothetical. The record is from RefSeq and is a predicted model, not a curated record. Bases 197 to 712 code for a protein of 171 amino acids. The transcript is spliced from 5 exons. Lineage: Eukaryota; Bigyra; Opalinata; Blastocystidae.
GGAGGUUCCCAAAGACCUCCCUCAAUCCGAAAACGACCCCUACAUGCCUCCUCCCAGCGGCUCCAACGGCUCCGAUUCCCCCAAAUCGCCCAAGAAAAAACCGUCCUGGGCGUCCAAAGCGGCGACAGCGGUGUGGUCGGCCACGCAGAAGAAGGCCGUGCUUCUCUACCACACCAUUCGAGAUUCCGACGUGGGGAUGCAGUUCUUUGUGCUCUCUGUCGGCGUGGGAGUGUCCGCUCUACUGAUUUGGAAGCGCCACAGCUUUUAUUCGUUCCGUUCUGCCGAGCAGCUUUUCACCACCCUCAAAGCUCCUUUCGAAAUCCACGGCGUCGUUCACUCGAUCAACCCACAGCGCGGCUUUGUGAAUGUAAAGCAGCUUCCGUUCCCUCGCUAUUUGCUUUCCGGCUCGCGCAACGCCGCGAUGGAGUGCGCCGAAAGCGAGAUCAUUCCUCUUUCUCUUCUUGCAAUCAACACAAACAAAACGAGCAACAUGAUGCUUCAAAGUCUUUACGCGACGUUGUCUCCGAUUCCAUGCAAAGCCAAAGUGUUUUAUAGCGCGCAGCACAUCAAUCCAGAGCUUCCGAUCACUCCCUUCUACGGCGAUUUGUUUUUAAAGGAUUUUUCGGGGCGGUUCGGCAUAAAGGGCUCGUAUUACAGCUUGUCUCGCGAGCUGGUUCGCAUGGGCGUCUGCUCCAUCGAUCGCGAUAUGUGA